Ruditapes philippinarum (Manila clam) is the source of this 780-nucleotide messenger RNA. RefSeq lists its product as uncharacterized. Gene Ontology annotation, molecular function: nucleic acid binding. Gene Ontology annotation, biological process: DNA integration. The coding region runs from base 1 to 780 and encodes 259 amino acids. The transcript has a single exon. Lineage: Eukaryota; Metazoa; Mollusca; Bivalvia; Venerida; Veneridae. The record is from RefSeq and is a predicted model, not a curated record.
AUGUUAGCCUUCAGACGAUUCAUCAGCAGACGAUCAUUACCAAGACUGAUGAUAUCUGAUAAUGGUACCACUUUUCAUGCAGCAGCCAAUCAAAUCCGGCGACUCUAUAAUUCGCAAAAUCUUCAUACUGCCCUUACACAAAGAGGAACACACUGGCAGUUUAUUCCAAAAAGAGCACCUUGGUAUGGUGGAAUGUGGGAGCGACUAAUUGGUGUAAUGAAAACAGCGAUUAAGAAAGUUCUCGGCAAAGCUUCCAUUAAUUUGCAAACGCUGCAGACGAUAGUUACCGAAGUAGAGGCAAUGAUGAACGAUCGACCAAUUACCUACGUUUCAUCUGCUAGAGAUGAUCCAGAGCCUCUCACCCCUUCACACUUACUACAUGGACGCAGGCUGACAACUCUACCAUUCUACGAUACUGUGGUAACCAACGAUACUCCCGGUUACCACAGCAAAGGUGACGAUGUUCGACAACGUGCUAAACGACAUGAGGAGUUAAUUAAUCACUAUUGGCACCGCUGGAAACACGAGUAUCUGACGUCAUUAAGAGAAUACCAACGGUCGAGUGGUACCACAAACCAGACUAUUCAGGUUGGUGACGUUGUUAUUGUCCAAGACGACUUUACACCCAGGCUACAGUGGAGCCUUGCGGUAGUUGAUGAACUUUUAACGGGAAAUGACGGGUUUUCGAGGGCCGCGAGGAUACGUACAUCCGGAGGGCUGACUACACGACCGAUUAUCAAAUUGUACCCAUUGGAAAUUAUCCAGAAACCAGAUGAAUAG